Lymnaea stagnalis (great pond snail) is the source of this 1587-nucleotide messenger RNA. The record is from the annotation of a GenBank genome assembly. Lineage: Eukaryota; Metazoa; Mollusca; Gastropoda; Lymnaeidae.
AUGUCACCAUUCACAGGUAAAAGCUUCACACUGACCAUUGCUGUGUUUACGAACCCCCCACAAAUUGCAUUGUAUCAGAAAGCAAUAAAAGUCACUGUGGAUGGACCAAGAGAACCGAGAAGUAAGACAAGUAAGUUUUUUUUACAUACCUUAGAUCAGGCUGAACAAUUUAAAAAAAUAAAUGUAAUAAAGUAUGGAAAGGGAAAAUGUCAGUACAAUUGUGGCUCUCCGUCUCAUCAAGUCUUAUUGAUUUAAUUUUUGAAUUUUUUUAGAUUUUUUUUUUGUGCCAAUUAUACAGAUGCUGUUGUAAAAGGCUCUGUCAUAUUUCAAAUAUUAACUCUCAGAAAUUUAACAAACAUUAUUCUUUUUUUAAGAGCUACACGCUGAUGAGCGUCAUGUUCACCGACCUAGUCCAUUGGAUAUCUCCUUGAAGAGAAAUAUUAUACCAGAUCCUCUUCGAGAGCGCCAGCUAUCACAUUUUGCUGAUCUUGAUUGUUUGAGGCAGCAGCAGCAGCCAAAGAAUUUACCCCACCUUGAGCAUCAGAAUCAAUUGGAUGAGCUUAGCAGGCGCUUUAUUGAUCAUCAGCAUUUACCCUCUAAUCAAAUAAAAAAGUCUGAUAGAAACACGAAGCCACAGGGCUCUGAAGUAACCGACAGUGAGAGGAGUGAGGAUAUUACAUUUAUUAGUAAGCAGAAAAGAUUUUUGUGCUUGAGGAAUACUUUAAAUGUCUUACUUUUAAAUUGUUUUAGUUUAAAAUUUAUCAUAAUCAUUAAAUUGUAUUAGUUUAAAAUUUAUCAUAAUCAGACGGUUUAUGCUGUUAUGCAGUGGUUCCCAAACGCUUAAGUUUAGCGGACCGGUGAACAAGUUUCGAAAUUUUACCAGGGACCGGUGCAUGAUUUAUUUUUAUACUUUUAUUUCUAUUGGACAAUAAAUAUUUAUGUUAUGGGGACUGGCAGUGUUAGGAAUGCGGACCGGUGAAGGUCCACUGACUGCCAUUUGGGGACCACUGCUGUAAUGUACAAUGUAAGCAAAACGCAUUUUCAUUUAUGUAGAUCAGGCCUGCACCCACUUUGCGGCCCGCAAAGUAACGAAAUAUUAUUUUUUAUUUUCUUCUUUUUCUUCUUCUUAUAUUUGAGGGGCCCACGAUCAAUUUGUUGAUCAUUCUGGCUCCUGGUUUAAAUUCAGAGUUUGCCUUCUCUUAGAUUCUUAGAUGGGUUGCCUUCCAAGGUUAAAGAGUCCCAUCCACCCGAUGGACUAUUAUGGUGUCCUUAAUAACUUUCCCCCCUGCCUUAUUCUUUUUGGGCCCGCACAAUUUUUUUAAUAAAGUACUCCGAACCGCCUUACAUUUUGAGUUGUGCAGGCCUGAUGUAGAUCAAUGAAAGGAUCUUAUCUUAUUUAACUGUUAGAUUCAAAUAUAUUUUUUUUCAAAUCACUAUUUAAGCUAAGUUAAUGAUUUAAUAAUUAAUCCCUGAAAAUUCUAUGCUUUCUAAAUUCUAUAUCCUUAUAUGUGUUCAGGUAAACAAUCAUGGGAUUAUAAUACACUUAGGUGUAAUAGUGACACAGCCCUUAAGGAAGUAACAAGCAGC